UAAUCUGUGAUCUAUGAAACGUAGGUGGUGUGAGUGUGAAAUCCAGACUCAGUCUGAAACAACAGCAUUAAAUGCUGCUGUGAGUGAAUUGUGCCAAAUAUCAGGUAACGUGCUCCUAAUAAGGACACAACUCCCUCAAGUGUGCUGAAGAAUGUCAGCAGACAAAUUACAGAUGACGGGAGGAAAUUGCCUCUCUGAAAAGCAACUUAGUGCAGGCUCCAAGAGGACUCCAAGUUUUCUUCUCUAAUUGCAAAUUCCUCCAAUUUUUUUUUUUUUUAUUCAAAAUUUUUUUGCAUUGUAUAAUUCUGCCACGAAGGAAGAUGGAGUUUCAGUCUGAGACAUGGUGAGAAAUGACUGAAGCUUCAUAGCGCUGCAUGCAUGACCGUCAUCCUUCAUAUGUUUGAAGGCAACAGAGACUUAUAUAAUAGACAGUUGAUGUUUCACUAACCUUGACAACCAUUAACACAACAUAUCAGGCUUUUUGGUCUUUAAGAUCCUUAACCUAACAAUGAAAAAAACAUUUUUUUAAGGAAAAACAGACUUUAAAGACAAAACCAGAAACAUCUGGAGCAUUUUUUUUUAUAAACUUGGAAUCGGUUUAUGUUUUGAAUUUGUUGUUUAAACCAACAAAGUCAAGCUAAUUAGUUAUUUUUUACCUAAAAAGGAAAUUAGUGAGGCGAGAACUGAAGAGAGACUAGAAAAAAAGUAUCUCAGCAACUUCCUUCAUCUUUUCUAAACAGUAGAAAGGUCAUGUCCACACAUCAGAUCAGCACAAACCUUAGAUUUCAACUCUCAUUGGUCCUUGAAAAUGUGCAAUAUUUUCCUCACAAGUUCAGAACCAAUGAGAACUUUCGGAGAGACGACCGUAAAUUCCUGGUUGAGGUCAUUGUUUAUGAGAAGUGAACGAGGUUUCGCCCAUGUCCUGCAUGCUUUCCCUGUUUUUUUUUUUUGUUUUUUUUCUUCCUUCUCUCUGUCUCCUCCUGUCUUAAAGCUGCUCUGCCAGAUCACAUUUGCAGCUCUCAGUCAGAGCCAGCACACACUCACAGAGACGGCCGCUCAUCUGAUCUUCUGUGCACUUCAGAGGUCCCAGGAGUUACCUCACCUCCACCAUGACUGAUCGCUUUGACUGUUACUAUUGCCGUGACAACCUGCACGGGAAGAAGUACGUGAAGAAGGAUGAGAAGCACGUUUGCACCAAGUGCUUUGAUAAGCUCUGUGCCAACACCUGUGCAGAGUGCAAGCGUCCCAUCGGUGCCGACUCCAAGGAGUUGCACCAUAAGAACCGAUACUGGCAUGAGGACUGCUUCCGCUGUGCCAAAUGCUACAAGCCACUGGCUAGUGAGCCUUUCAGUGCUCGUGAUGAUGGCAAGAUAAUGUGCGGCAAAUGUAGCUCAAGGGAGGAUGGAAACCGCUGCCAGGGCUGCUACAAGGUGGUGAUGCCAGGUUCCCAGAACGUGGAGUACAAGAACAAGCUGUGGCAUGAGGAGUGCUUCACCUGCUUUGAAUGCAAGCAGCCAAUCCGUACUCAGAGUUUUCUAGCCAAGGGAGACGACAUCUUCUGUGUUCCCUGCCAUGACAAGAAGUUUGCAAAGAAAUGCUUCCACUGCAAGGAGCCAAUCUCUUCCGGAGGGAUCAGCUACCAGGACCAGCCGUGGCACUCAGAGUGUUUUGUGUGCCAGACCUGCCGUAAACCUCUGGCAGGAAGCCGCUUCACUUCCCAUGAGAACCACGUUUACUGUGUGGACUGCUACAAAACUGAUGUGGCCAAGAAGUGCCACGGCUGCAAGAACCCAAUCACAGGGUUUGGCCAUGGCACCAACGUGGUGAACUAUGAGCAGUACUCCUGGCACGAGUACUGCUUCAACUGUAAGAAGUGCUCUCUGUCACUGGCCAACAAGCGCUUUGUCAUCAACCAAGACCACAUCUACUGCUCCGACUGCGCCAAGAAGCUGUAAAGUCCAUGAACAAGGGUGUUCACAGUGGAGUUACACCAAAAGUGAUCAUUUGUGCUGAUAAAUAAAGUUUAAAAAAAGCUACAUCAAAAGAGAAGCACCGGUCCAGUCCAAUGAUGCAUUAGCCUUCCCCUUCUGACAAUAGUGCAGGGUGUUUCAUUUUUAGGAAUCCGAACAGUUAGAACUUUACAGUGGUGUGCAGUUUGAGCUUCAGUGCAUUUAUAAAUCUAUUCUCACUGUUACUUCUAUUGUUCUUCAAAGCUGGCUGCUGCUUUUUCAUAUGAUCUUUCAUGAAUAAUCUGUUUCAUCAUUGUAUGUUUGAACUGCUCUAACAUUGAUACUGCAAAAUAAAUCUCUUGUUUGGCAAAAACAA
This is a messenger RNA of Oryzias melastigma (Indian medaka), 2325 nucleotides long. It is a transcript of the gene fhl1a, whose product is annotated as four and a half LIM domains 1a. Gene Ontology annotation, molecular function: transmembrane transporter binding. The transcript has 6 exons. Gene Ontology annotation, biological process: muscle organ development. Bases 1110 to 1955 code for a protein of 281 amino acids. NCBI's taxonomy places the organism in Eukaryota, Metazoa, Chordata, Actinopteri, Beloniformes, Adrianichthyidae. The record is from RefSeq and is a predicted model, not a curated record.